Nicotiana tabacum (common tobacco) is the source of this 1053-nucleotide messenger RNA. Its product is annotated as CRIB domain-containing protein RIC6-like. The record is from RefSeq and is a predicted model, not a curated record. Lineage: Eukaryota; Viridiplantae; Streptophyta; Magnoliopsida; Solanales; Solanaceae.
UAUAUAUAUAUAUAUAUAUUUCAUUCACUUUCUUCCAUCCUACUGAAGAAGCUGAUUCAAGAAACAAAUGCAUGAUUUUUGAGUGAAAGAAACAUCUUCUUUAGUAGCAUUUAGAAGAAGAAAAAGUUGUAGAGUUAAAAGCAGCUGAGGAUGGCCACAAAGGUGAAAGGCCUUUUAAAGGCCUUAGGUAUUUCUCAGAUAUUUGAAGGGGAAAAAGAAGCAGAAAUGCAGAUUGGUUUACCUACAGAUGUAAAGCAUGUUGCCCAUAUAGGAUGGGAUGGACCAUCCGUUGAAUCUCCCAGCUGGAUGAAAGAAUUCAAAGAACCUGGAAAAUUUCAUACAGCCCCUUUGGGUCCUCCAUUAGAUCCUAAUGAUCAUCCCGAUAUCAAAUUUGUUUCUCAAGAUGCAAACCAAAAGUACAAAAAUGCAAAUUCUUCAUUACCAGAUGACCAACCAGAAGUGUCAAAGACAUCAAGGCGCCAUUCUUCAUCAGAAACUGGGACUGGUAGUGCUACUUCUCCAAAGAAAGAGUCCAAAUCCAGGAGGCGACACACCAAAGAGCCAUCCGAUGGUUCAAGGUCAAGCCGACACAGCCGGCCAGGCUCAGGUGAUGGUGGCUCUGAUUCUCCAGCAAGGGACCUCCCGGACAUACCCAAAAAAACAAGGCGGAAGAAAUCCAAGGAGGAUGGUGGAGUGGGGUCCGGCUCGUCCCGAACCUCUAAAUCCAAAGCCACCACCUCUUCUAGUACAGCACCAAUGGAUAAUGGAACAGACACAGGAUGUGAAAGUUCCAUGUUAAGUUCAAGAAACAGUGAGAUAGAGAAAGAGUAGUGGCAUUGUUUAAGAAAAACAAAGAAUAUAAGAUGGACUCGAAAUCAGUCAAUUUUUUGUGUAGUUUAACUUAAAUCUGGCCACCUGUUUUGAUAUACCAAAAUUUUCCUAUACAAUGAUUAGAACCUAUUUACAAUCUAACCUUUUGAUGCCUUGUUUGCAAUGUAGAUUCAGUUUCCUUUUUCCUAGUUUUUUUCCCUAUUUUCCUUUUCUGCCAUUCAA